UCAGCAAUGGCGGCCGACUUGAAUUACGAAGGAUGUAAUUUUUAUCGUCAAAGACUUGUUCUUUCUACAUUGAGUGGAAAAUCAGUUAUGAUAAAAAAUAUAAGAACAUUUGAUGAUGAUCCAGGUCUUUGUGCUUUUGAAGCUGGUUUUAUAAGGUUACUUGACAAGAUAACCAAUGGAUCUAAGAUUGAAGUUAAUGAAACAGGCACUUCUAUAUUCUAUAAACCUGGAUUGCUUAUUGGUGGAACAGUAGAUCAUGAUUGUAGUUUGCAAAGAUCAAUUGGUUAUUUUCUUGAAAGUGUUGUCUGUCUUGCACCGUUUUGUAAAAGACCUUUACAGCUGACACUCCGAGGGGUGACAAAUGACGGCGAGGACCCAUCAGUUGACAUAAUUAAGACUGUUACAAUUCCUUUGAUGAAAAGAUUUUUGUUGGAUGAUGAAGGAUUAGAUCUUAAGAUUGUGAAAAGAGGUGCAGCACCAAAUGGAGGUGGCGAGGUGGUGUUUUCAUGCCCCGUGAGACGAACUUUACGACCAUUACACCUUAAUGAUGCUGGAAAAAUCAAACGUGUUCGGGGACUUGCAUAUUCUGUGAGAGUUUCUCCCGCUAUGGUAAACAGAAUUGUUGAUGCUGCAAGGGAAAUCUUGAACAAAUGUGUUUCGGACAUUUAUAUUUAUACUGAUCAUUGCAAAGGUGCUCAAGCUGGAAGAUCACCUGGUUUUGGAUUGUCCCUUGUUGCCGAAUCAACGAAAGGUACUCUACUAAGUGCCGAAGGCGCAUCAAAACCUGCUGACCAGGAAGGUGCCGUAUCCCCGGAAGAUAUUGGCAGAAAGACAGCUAUGAUGCUUCUUGAAGAGAUUUACCGGGGCGGUUGUGUCGAUUCAAAACAUCAGAGUUUACCGUUGCUCUUUAUGGCUCUAGGUCAACGCGAUGUUUCAAAACUGCUCACUGGAGUUUUAUCAUCAUACACAAUACAAUUUUUACGGCAUCUUCGUGAUUUCUUUGGGGUUGUUUUUAAAGUUCAAAGUUUAACGAAUUACGACGAUGAAGACAUAAGAACGGGAUGCGAGACUCGAAUUUUGUUGUCAUGUGUAGGUGUAGGGUAUAGUAACGUCAGUAAGUCUAUUACGUAAUUAUGUUAGUAAAUCUAUUACGUAAUUAUAUCAGUAAGUCUUUUACGUAAUUAUGUGAGUAAGUAUAUUACGUAAUUAUGGAGGAAAAUUUUCUCGCAAAUUUUCUAAAACAUUACAAUAUAUUUAAAUACUGUACUUGUGUGAUCCUUGCGCAAUCUAGGCAAGUACAUGCUCGUCAGUAAACACAUAGAAAUGAUGUAUUAAGGAGCAGUCAUAACUUGUCCCCAUGAAUGUGUCACCAUUCAUGCGUUUGUAAAAGAGUAGCUGUGUACUACAUUAGAUCAUGUAUCAUUAUGAUUGGACUUUGAUCUGCACCAA
Xenia sp. Carnegie-2017 is the source of this 1449-nucleotide messenger RNA. Its product is annotated as RNA 3'-terminal phosphate cyclase-like protein. NCBI's taxonomy places the organism in Eukaryota, Metazoa, Cnidaria, Anthozoa, Malacalcyonacea, Xeniidae. The transcript has 9 exons. The record is from RefSeq and is a predicted model, not a curated record. Gene Ontology annotation, molecular function: RNA endonuclease activity. Gene Ontology annotation, biological process: ribosome biogenesis; endonucleolytic cleavage of tricistronic rRNA transcript (SSU-rRNA, 5.8S rRNA, LSU-rRNA). Gene Ontology annotation, cellular component: nucleolus. Bases 7 to 1131 code for a protein of 374 amino acids.